GAAAGGAAAAGGGAGACAGAGCAACCUUUUUUUACGGCUAAAAACCAACAAAAGCCACCGGGCCUCCAGGUAGGCCUCCAAGAUGGCGACCACGAAUCUGGAGAUAGCCAGGACUCAUGCUCCCUUUUACCUUCCUUGCAAGAUAGAGAAGGCCAAAUAAUGCCAUCCAUCCUACAAAAGAUGCUGGAUGCACAAUCCAAACAACUGCUAGCCCAAUUCCACUCAUCCAUUUUGGAGCUGAAAAAGGAAAUCCACGGCAUUGGUGACAGGAUGGCACAUCUGGAAACCAAAGUGGAAAAGCAAGUGACCACACACAACUCCCUGGUAACUAAAAUCCAGCAAAUAGAGUUGCACCUGUCCACACAUGACACCAAACUCGCUGAUCUAGAAGGCCUAUCCCGCCGGAACAACUUGAGGCUGAGAGGGAUGCCGGAAUCUGUGGCAGUGGGAGGCCUGCAGGCUUUGGCUACAGGUAUAUUCCAAACUAUAUGCCCUGCCAAAAUGCUCCUCCUAGACUGCAUACAUGGAGUAGCAAAAGCGCGUGCAGCACCAGCCUCAGUGCCUAAAGACAUACUGUUUCGUGCCCACUACCACCACAUAAAAGAAGAGAUACUUAGAGCCAGUAGGAAUGCCAAAUCCCUGACUGAAGCAUAUAAAGAUUUACAAUUUUUGCAGAUAUUUCUGAAGCUACAUUAG
Messenger RNA from Pelobates cultripes (western spadefoot toad), 696 nucleotides. Lineage: Eukaryota; Metazoa; Chordata; Amphibia; Anura; Pelobatidae. The record is from the annotation of a GenBank genome assembly.